GGACCAAUGAACAUUUCAUUGCAUAAUAUUUCAUCAUCACCAACAACGUAUCGAUCCAUGUCACAAAUAUCCGAUAAUCUGCUCCAGAAUGGCACCCUUACAUCAUCACAACUACCGACAACAACAACAACUUUGAAUCAGACAUUGAAUUCAUUAGUAAAAGAACAAAAUACUGGUUGUAGUCGUACGAAUCGUAUGGCAUGUUCUGAUUGGAAAAUGAUACAACAAAUAGAACAACAUGUAUUCACAUCAUUUGUUACAAUUUAUAUAUUGGCACAUGCAAUUUUUAUAUUUUGGCUUUAUUUCGAU
Messenger RNA from Schistosoma turkestanicum, 309 nucleotides. The record is from the annotation of a GenBank genome assembly. NCBI's taxonomy places the organism in Eukaryota, Metazoa, Platyhelminthes, Trematoda, Strigeidida, Schistosomatidae.